Molecule: messenger RNA, 2240 nt
Organism: Arabidopsis lyrata subsp. lyrata
Lineage: Eukaryota; Viridiplantae; Streptophyta; Magnoliopsida; Brassicales; Brassicaceae
Product: monocopper oxidase-like protein SKS2
Exons: 9
Coding region: 215-1993 (592 amino acids)
Cellular component (GO): plasma membrane
Molecular function (GO): copper ion binding; oxidoreductase activity
Source: RefSeq, a predicted model, not a curated record
AUAUAAAAUCCUCAUUUUGUUUUUUCUUCAACCUCCUCUUUGUCAGAGAAGUUUCAAAAACCCACACACACACUUUACACACUCUUCAUCUUCUUCUUCCUCUUCGUCUUCUUCUUCAUCGUCUUCGAUUUUUGCUCCGAUAAUGUCGUUUCUAUAGCCGACGAUCAUCAACGAAGAAGCGUAAAAAAUCCUCAAAAUCACUGAGAUUAAACAAAUGGCGGCUACUGAUUUUUUCUUCGCUUUCGUCUUCUCCUUCGCUCUUCUCUUCGGCUUCUCUUUCGCUGGUGAUCCUUACGUAUCUUACGAUUUCAGUGUUUCGUACAUCACAGCUUCUCCUCUCGGUGUUCCUCAACAGGUUAUAGCAGUCAAUGGGAAAUUUCCAGGUCCUGUGAUUAAUGCUACUACAAACUACAAUGUUGAUGUUAACGUAUUCAAUCAUUUGGAUGAGCCUCUCUUACUUACUUGGCCUGGUGUUCAGAUGCGGCGUAACUCGUGGCAAGACGGUGUUCUUGGAACAAACUGUCCAAUUCCACCGAAAUGGAACUUCACUUAUGAUUUUCAGUUGAAAGAUCAGAUUGGAAGUUAUUUCUACUCUCCUUCACUUAACUUCCAGAGAGCCUCUGGUGGUUUUGGUUCAAUCAUAAUCAAUAACCGAGACCUCGUUCCUAUCCCGUUCACUAAGCCUGAUGGUGAAAUCAUCUUUAUUAUUGGUGAUUGGUAUACUCAGAACCAUACAGCUUUAAGGAGGAUACUUGACUCUGGUAAAGAACUUGGGAUGCCGGAUGGAGUGCUCAUCAAUGGGAAAGGUCCUUUCAAGUACAAUAGCAGUGUUCCUGAUGGAAUUGAACAUGAAACCGUUAAUGUUGAUCCAGGGAAGACAUACAGGAUCCGCGUUCACAAUGUUGGUAUCUCGACAAGCUUGAACUUCAGGAUUCAGAACCACAAAUUGCUCUUGAUUGAGACUGAGGGUCGCUACACCUCCCAAAUAAACUUCACCGAUUUCGAUAUUCAUGUGGGACAGUCUUAUUCUUUCUUGGUAACCAUGGACCAAAACGCCACAAGUGAUUACUACAUUGUGGCGAGUGCUAGAUUUGUUAAUGAAACAGUGUGGCAAAGAGUCACAGGUGUUGGCAUUCUCCAUUAUUCCAAUUCCAAAGGACCUGCUUCUGGUCCUUUGCCAGUUCCAGCAACUGAUGUUUCUCACCCUUGGUCCGCAAUGAACCAACCAAGAGCCAUAAAGCAAAACACAUCUGCAGGUGGAGCUCGUCCAAAUCCGCAAGGAUCAUUUCACUACGGACAGAUAAAUAUCACAAGCACAUACAUCUUGAGGAGUUUGCCUCCAACAGAAAUCAAUGGGAAAAUUCGUGCUACGCUUAAUGGGAUUUCAUUUGUCAAUCCAAGCACCCCCAUGAGGCUUGCAGAUCACCAUAAAGUGAAAGGAGAUUAUAAGCUAGAUUUCCCAGACAGACCACUUGAUGAAAGACAUCAACGUAUGGACAGCUCUAUCAUCAACGCAUCAUACAAGGGCUUUAUACAAGUUAUCUUCCAGAACAAUGACACCAAAAUCCAGAGCUUCCAUAUUGAUGGAUAUUCAUUUUACGUGGUUGCAAUGGACUUUGGUAUAUGGUCAGAAGACAGAAAAGGUUCAUAUAACAACUGGGAUGCAAUUGCACGAAGCACGAUCGAGGUUUAUCCAGGGGCAUGGACUGCUGUACUUGUUUCCCUCGAUAAUGUUGGAGUUUGGAAUAUUCGAGUUGAGAAUCUUGACAGAUGGUAUCUUGGCCAAGAAACAUACAUGCGAAUUGUAAACCCCGAGGAAAACGGAAGUACAGAAAUGGAUCCGCCUCAAAAUGUUCUGUACUGUGGUGCUCUUCAGGCCAUGCAAAAGGAACAACAUCACAGCUCUGCUGGAACAUCAAUACUAAAUGGACAGUUGAAACUAAUUUUCAGCAUGAUGAUGUUUUUGCUCGCCUCGGUUUCAGCCUUUUGCUGAGUCUCUUGCAUCAUUUAGGAAUCUAUUCUGUUCUUGUUACUCUGAUCUCCCAUUUGUUAGGACUAUAGCUGGAGAAUAUAAAAAGCAGUUAAGUUCGUUGUGUUUCUCUCAUUUCAUUGAUUGUUAGAUCUUCUAUUCCUCAUGGUUCUAACUUCUAAACAACGUUAGUACGUGUGGGUUUGUGUCUAAAGCUUUGUUCUUCAUAGUUAUGUCAUUUGGAGUUUAAAUCAUGUUCCUUGUUCAAAUC